GAAUAAGCUGAUUGUUGGCUAAGCGUUUUGGAAGUCCAUGCAUCGACUACCCCCAAGUCUCGGAUGGGCGCUUACACUGCAUUGAUUCCUAUGUUCAACUCAACUACUAUUCGCAUCGUCAGCACAGUAUGAUUGUUGAAGGUGCUUCGCGCGAGCAUUUAUGCAAGGUGUGCCACACAAAUUUUCUUUCCUGUUAUGUGUUUUCUUUUUUUAUCGCAGCAACUUCUAAGCAUUCAUUUCCUUUACUCCUACUGCUACGCCAGAAGCUAUUUCCAUCUUCUUUUCUUUUUCCUUGUCUCUAAAGUCAAAAAUCUAUCACACAAACGACGGUAAUCUUCAACAGACUUUCCGGAUCAAAUUGUGCUAAGAAUUCCUAUGAUUUGGUUAUCGCUCCUUGUUUUCUUUGCCUGCUCGUUUACAAGCGAUGCUGCCACCGUCAACGACUUUAUCUUUCCUAACAACCAGACCAAUCCUCGUAAAUACGAGGGGUCUUUUGAAAUUGGUACCGAGCUCACUGUUCAGUGGCAGUCCAUAUGGAAGAACACAACUUUGGUUCUUUGGCAAAGCGGGACGCCACAGUUCCAGUAUCUUCCAAACUCGAGAGAGAUGAUAAGCUUUACCCAAUUCAUAUGGAAAGUUGAUCUGAGUGGUACCAAUGGCAAUCCAAAAUUCGACCUGAACGCGGGGAAUGCCUUCUUUUUCGGCAUCUUUAACAGCGGCACAGCCGAUCUUUUCGAAAGUCAGUUUGUCAAUAUCACCGGGAAGAAUAACAUCGUAUCGACCCCUUCUUCAUCUGCUGUGGCUACGACCUCAGUGAGAAGCGCAGCCAGUACUGAUCCCACGACUUCCACCUAUGCCUCAAGCGCUGCCCUGAGUAGUACGACAGAUCAGCCCUCAAGCACCUCGACAAGUUCUUCGAUUCUCGUAACGCCAACAGUCUCUUCUGCACCGGUCAGCACACAAUCUUCUAGCGAGCUAAGUGUAGGUGCCAAGGCAGGAAUUGGUAUUGGUUCUGUAGUUGCAUUUUUUUCCAUUGUCGCCGCAGCUUUUGCUUUGGGGCGCUUCCUUCGUCAGCGAAAGUCUCCACAUACCCAUCCAGAGAGUGCAGUCAUGGGCCAUUCAAGUUUCGCUCCUUCCACGACCACGGCAGUGACCUCAGGGUCUCAGCAGUGGCACCCUCUGGUGGAAGCACAUUCAGGAAUCCAGAAACCAGCAAACAGGAUUUACGAGAUAUGAGAUAUGAGAUAUGAGAUUUAAUACCCUAUUGCCCUUUCACGCCCACCAUCAACCAGACCAUUUCUUUCUGUGCCUCGGAAUCAUUGGGGUUUUCACUCGCCAUUUCGAUACCCAGUUAGGAGGAUCAUACUAGCCACAAUCUGUGUUAUAGUGUUUCGUCAUGUAUUAAAAGAUUUUUUGCGUGUCUGUUGUUCUCUCUUGUAAUUAUAGAGUGGUUUUUAGUUUGGAGCGAUUCUACAAUCAUUAGCCACGCUUGAGGUAGUCAGGGAGCAACAGACACGAGCUUAUUUAUUAUAAUUUAACGUGUCAAUGAGUUUUGUUUCU
Molecule: messenger RNA, 1560 nt
Organism: Botrytis porri
Lineage: Eukaryota; Fungi; Ascomycota; Leotiomycetes; Helotiales; Sclerotiniaceae
Exons: 2
Coding region: 376-1236 (286 amino acids)
Source: RefSeq, a predicted model, not a curated record